Molecule: messenger RNA, 285 nt
Organism: Xenopus laevis (African clawed frog)
Lineage: Eukaryota; Metazoa; Chordata; Amphibia; Anura; Pipidae
Gene: ost4.S
Product: dolichyl-diphosphooligosaccharide--protein glycosyltransferase subunit 4
Exons: 3
Coding region: 9-122 (37 amino acids)
Source: RefSeq, a predicted model, not a curated record
GAAUCAGGAUGAUCUCUGACGUACAACUCGCCAUAUUCGCCAACAUGCUGGGGGUCUCCCUCUUCCUACUGGUGGUCCUGUAUCACUAUGUGUCUGUCAAUAACCCCAAGAAACUCGACUGAGCCCACUCUGCUCCCCAAUACUAUUAGCACCCAUGCUGGAUGAAGCCACUGGCGAGGAAGAUACACACCAUGAUGAUGAGGAGGAGGAGGAGGAGGAGGAGUGUCUGUACAUUCCCUGGUGUUGUACAUAAUGUUUUCUAAAUAAAAUGAUUCUGCUGAGAAA